UUUUUUAACUCGAUAAAAACGGUGCCUGUAGUCAUCAUUGUCAGUGCUCUUUAACCAAAAAUCACUUUUAAGGGUUGAAUAACUUGGCCUAAAUCCGGUUUACUGUGGGUAGUUUAUAUUAAUAUUGUUAAGGCUAUUGUGAUCAAUGUUACGUGUGAUGGUCUGUGGAAAACGUUGGUGUAACGGUGACAAGGCUUCUGCUGCUUGAGAUGUUGAAACAAAAAUGAUGUUUAGUAAAUCACACGUCAGGAUCUGGACGCACUUUUCCAUCAGCCUCAUUGAAUUCAGCACAGACCGUUAGCGUAUUUCACUGAUGCAAGACUACCUCCAUUGUUCACAUAGUCACAGAAUUGUCUGACCCAAUGCAACUUCCAUCUUUGUCUGCAUAGGAGUAACCAUUAAUACCAAUCUAAAUAUCGUGUGUAACAAGUUUAAAGAGACAAUACAUAUUAAUAUGGAACAAACAUUUGGUGAAGUAAAUCAGCUAGGAGGAGUCUUUGUCAACGGUCGUCCAUUACCAAAUGCUAUCCGUCUACGAAUUGUCGAGUUAGCCCAGCUUGGAAUUCGCCCAUGUGACAUCAGCCGACAACUUAGAGUUUCCCAUGGCUGUGUUAGCAAGAUACUAGCUCGAUAUAACGAAACUGGUUCAAUUUUACCUGGCGCAAUCGGAGGCAGUAAACCAAGAGUUACAACGCCAAAAGUUGUUAAAAACAUACGAGAAUAUAAACAAAAAGACCCUGGUAUUUUCGCUUGGGAGAUUCGGGACAAAUUGUUGGCUGAUGGUGUUUGUGACAAAUACAACGUACCUUCCGUGAGCUCCAUCAGUCGAAUAUUAAGAAACAAAAUUGGGCAAAACAGCACCCAUUUCCAGAGUAGUUUGGACUGUAAGGAACAUCAUCGAUCUAUUUAUAACCCAUUGUACCCAUAUCCAUGUCCCGCACCAGCUAAUUCGAAGCAUGUUUUAGCAUCAACUCCAUGUACUCCGCUUCGGCACUGGCCCCCCUCACAUACUGUCAAUGACAUCCUAGCAUUUCGACACAGUAGCACGUCAAUAGCGGAUCACCCAGCAGGUAAGAUUGUUCUUUUUAAGAUAGCAUUUACUUACUCAACCACAGUAUGCCUAUAA
Molecule: messenger RNA, 1126 nt
Organism: Anneissia japonica
Lineage: Eukaryota; Metazoa; Echinodermata; Crinoidea; Comatulida; Comatulidae
Product: paired box protein Pax-1-like
Exons: 4
Coding region: 455-1126 (223 amino acids)
Biological process (GO): anatomical structure development; regulation of transcription by RNA polymerase II
Molecular function (GO): RNA polymerase II cis-regulatory region sequence-specific DNA binding; DNA-binding transcription factor activity, RNA polymerase II-specific
Source: RefSeq, a predicted model, not a curated record